Chanos chanos (milkfish) is the source of this 1296-nucleotide messenger RNA. RefSeq names its product zona pellucida sperm-binding protein 3-like. Gene Ontology annotation, biological process: binding of sperm to zona pellucida; positive regulation of acrosome reaction; egg coat formation. Gene Ontology annotation, molecular function: acrosin binding. Lineage: Eukaryota; Metazoa; Chordata; Actinopteri; Gonorynchiformes; Chanidae. The record is from RefSeq and is a predicted model, not a curated record. The transcript has 8 exons. The coding region runs from base 1 to 1296 and encodes 431 amino acids. Gene Ontology annotation, cellular component: extracellular matrix.
AUGGGAUUCAAGUUUGGUUUUGGUGGAUUGCUGGUACUAUUUGCCCUUAGCUUGAGUGAGGCGCAGCAGGCAUCUUGGCAAAUGCCAACAUGGCAGCAAACACCACAGCAGUUCAGCCAUGAAGAACCGGUGCAAGCUCCUCAGGAGCCUCAACAUGGAAAGCCCGUUCAGCAGGAAGCUCCUAAGCGGCAGAGGCCAAUGCAGAAACCUGUGCAAGAGCCAGUGGACUUCCAGUCCAAGCAGGUGCUGCAGGGUCCUGUCAAGGAGUUGGCUUGGAGGUUUCCAAUAGCUCCAGUGGAAGCAGAGAAGCCAGAGGUGGCAUUUGAAUUGAAAACGCCUCUUCCUGCUAACACUGUUGCGGUUCGGUGUGGUGAGAACGUGGUGCAGGUGGAGGUGAAGAAGGACCUCUUUGGCAUCAACCAGCCCAUCCAGCCAUCAGCUCUUACCCUGGGAGAUUGUGCUGCUGCUGGGGAAGAUGCAGCAACUCAGACCCUGAUCUUUGAAUCUGAACUGCAGGCGUGUGGCAGUGUACUAACGAUGACUGAGGAUGGGCUCAUCUACUCCUUCACCCUUGUCUAUGCACCAGAGGCUCUCAGUGGCACUCCAGUUGUUAGGACGGGCGAUGCUGUGGUUGGUAUCGAGUGUCACUAUGCAAGGAGAGCUGAUGUGAGCAGUGAUGCCCUGAGACCCACUUGGAUCCCUUAUGCUGCCACCAAGAUCGCAGAGGAACUCCUUGUUUUCUCCCUUCGGCUCAUGACUGAUGACUGGCAGUUUGAGAGACCUUCCAAUCAGUACUUCCUGGGUGACCUCAUCCAUAUUGAAGCUGUUGUGAUGCAGUACAUGCACGUGCCCCUGCGUGUGUUUGUGGACAGUUGCGUGGCUACCAUGGCCCCGGACGUGAACUCUGUUCCCAGUUAUACCUUCAUUGACAACCACGGGUGCAUGGUCGACGCUAAGAUUACGGGCUCGGAUUCACGCUUCCUGAACAGGAUCCAGGACGAUAAGCUCCAGUUUCAGUUGGAGGCCUUCAGGUUCCAGCAGGACAGCGGCCUGAUCUACAUCACGUGCUUCUUGAAGGCCACGGCGGCUUCAUCUCCUACCGACGCGGAGCACAAGGCUUGUUCCUUCUCUCCCAAUGGAUGGACUGCCGCGGAUAGAGAUGACCAGGUGUGUGGCUGCUGCGAUUCUGGCUGUGGCUUUAGGAAGGGAAGAGAUCUAAAGGCAGAUGCAGCUCUUGAAUGGGAGGGUGAAGCUUCCCUCAGUCUCGUUGUCAAGGAGAAUUCAUUGGCUGGUUGA